Molecule: messenger RNA, 1098 nt
Organism: Closterium sp. NIES-67
Lineage: Eukaryota; Viridiplantae; Streptophyta; Zygnematophyceae; Desmidiales; Closteriaceae
Source: the annotation of a GenBank genome assembly
CCAGAGCAAGGCAAAGCUGGAGCGAACCAAGGCAGAGCUGCAGUCUCUACCCAUCGGUUCAAUCGGGUAUCGCUGGUCCUUAGACAUGGUGGGGGAAAUGCCGCUAUCUCGGCGAGGCAAGCAAUACAUUCCGUGAUGAUCGAGCUCACGAGCAAGUGGAUAGAGGUGGCAGCACUGGCAUGGAAGACAGCAGCAGCAGUGGCAAAGGCUUUCACCCAGCAAGUCGUAACCAGGUCGGCGCAUGUGGGGAAGUUCUGACGGACAAGGGUGGAGAAUUUGCGGGAGAAUUCCACGGCCUGCUGCAAGAGGUGGGCAUCACCCAGCGGCGGACUUCACGGUACCAUCCCCGGGCUGAUGGCCUGACAGAGUGAAUGGUCCAGACUCUGAAGAUGGGCCUGAGGAAGUACUGCAAGGAGGAAGAGCAAAGGGAGUGGGACCAACAUCUGCCGUGGGUGGCGGCGGGGUAUCGCUUCAGCAAACAGCAGGCUCUGAAGGAUUAUUCCCCGUACUAUCUGGUUUUCGGGAAGGAGCCAGUGCUGCCGGUGGACGCUCCACUGAUAAUGGUGCAGUCGGUGUCCACUGACGACCCGCGCACCUGGGCGGCGGUGGCAGCCAGAUGCGCUAGCUACCUCCGCAGCGUGCUGCCAGCAGCCUUGGAAAAUCUGGAAGUGGCGCAGCUCCGUGAUGCUCGAUGCUACCGACAGCGGAAGGAAGGAGUAGGUGGAGGACCUAGGCAUGGGACUGAGCUGCAAAUUGGGGAUGAGGUGUACCUGAAGGAGCCGCGGCAUAAUACGCUGGAGUGUGGCCUGAGUAAGCAGCGGUGGGUCGUGCGCAGGAAGGAGGAGUCGGGGGUCCUGACACUACAGAAUGCGCCAGGGAGGUCGGUUCAGGAUCAUGUGACGAAUGUCGCCCGAGCAUCCGGUUCGCGACCAAGCAGCGGGGGCGCAGGGCAGACCGAGAGGGGGCAUGAGUCAGGGGAGUCGAAACUCAUCACAUACAAGCGUAGGGAAGGCAAAGAAUCUUAGGAACCAGGUUAGGCAUUGCAGAUGAGAGCUGCGGGGAGGGGAGGAGGCUAUGCGACAGCUGUCGCAUGAACCU